This is a messenger RNA of Tetranychus urticae (two-spotted spider mite), 4572 nucleotides long. RefSeq lists its product as uncharacterized. The record is from RefSeq and is a predicted model, not a curated record. Gene Ontology annotation, molecular function: cysteine-type endopeptidase activity. Lineage: Eukaryota; Metazoa; Arthropoda; Arachnida; Trombidiformes; Tetranychidae. Gene Ontology annotation, biological process: meiotic chromosome separation; proteolysis. Gene Ontology annotation, cellular component: cytoplasm; nucleus; mitotic spindle.
GUAACUCUUCGGUUAACUUGAAGCAAAGCCCGCCAAAAAGUGUUUUUCUGUUUGAAAACAUCUGGUUUGGUCUUGCAAUUGUUUUCUAAAUUUCUCAUUUUUUUAACAGUUUUUAAAUUGAUUUUGUUCAAAGUUAAAAAUAUUCAAUCUGAGUCAUGGAUAAGCCUAAGAUGGCUUGUCGAGCGACUCCCAAACCAACUAAGAGCAAAUAUUGUGCCAAGAUAAGUGAGGGUUUAAAGAUCGCUACCUGGCUCCAAGGUGAUCAAGCUAAGUGUAUAUCAACGGUUAAACAAGCAAUCAAAAUUUUUAAUGAUCAUUACCAAUUGGAGUCUUGUGCAUGUAUAAACAGAGGAUCCAAUUUAUUAGUGUUAGCUGUUUCUUCAUAUCAUCUCUUUUUCCUCUCACUGGAGUCUUUUUCUGAGAAAGUUGCUGAGGAGGAGAAAAAGUUUGAACCAGAGGAUCAAACUGACCAACCAGACUCUAAUCACGAUGAUGACGGUAUUUCUGGAUCUCAUCUACCGAAUAUUGAGGCGUCUAAUUCAUCUCGUUAUGGAAAUGAUUCCCUACCUCAGUUUGUCAACUCAAAUUGUCAACAAACUGUUUUGAAACCUUUAAAACAAUGUGUUCAAUAUCUCCGAGAAGCCUUGAGUGACGCCAAAGCAAUUCCAGCUAAACUUUUGGAAGGACUCAGAUUGAAUACUUUGCUUCUAACGGCUCAUAACAUAUUCAAAUGCUACUCACAACCAGAUUACCAAUAUCAUUGCGCUCGCCUUAUGAUUGAAUUGGCUGGAAAAAUUCUGCCAGAGGAAAAAGAGUCGUUACUGACUGCUUAUCACAUUUUAAUUCGUCUUUAUCUCGAUUUUAAUAUUGUUACAAAGGCCAGAAAGUAUCUUCAGAUGGCCCAGAAAACAAUGGAUCAAAUGAAAUUGAAAAAUUUUGAAAGCUAUCAAGCUGGACUAAUUUAUCUGGAUCAAUGCGAAAUUGAACUUAAGCUGGGAUCUUCUGAAGAAAGUGGAGCUAAACUAAAAAAAUUUCUACAAUCUCAGUAUCUUAACAAACUGACGCUUAACCGUUUUUACUUGAAGGGCUUAGCUCUUUUACUUGCUUCUAAGUUUCCUUCUUCCUAUCAAUUUUCGAGCGAUUUCAAUGAAUUCCUCGAGCCUUUGCAUAUUUCUUUAACUAUUUUGAAAAGAUGGCACCGAAGUUUACUUGCUUUGCCUCCUAAGGAGUCUGAUACUAUUGAGGAUGAUCACGCUUGGUUCAAAUAUGAUAUCUACUCUUUUUCCAUGGAUGCAUUGUACCUGGCCAAAACCUUCUAUUUAAACAUUGGAUUCCCAUUCGAGCUAUCUCCUUUUUUCAACUGUCUCCUCUCUUUGUCUCGUCGUAACUGUUUUCUUCUUUGGUCCAUAAAGUUAUUGAAAAUCGGAGCUUCUAUUGAUCUAAAAUGUGAUAAAAUCAAACCAGUUUUAGCAAAAUUGCAAAAUGGACUUAAAACGUUGACAAUAGUGUCCACUUCAAAGACAAAUACUGAAUCUGGCGAUCUUCAAUCUAAAUCAUCAUCUCCCUCUAAGUUGCACUCUAAACUUGUUAAUACGUUCAAUGAUAUUGACGUCGAGUUACCUGAUAAUAGUGCCCAUUAUUCAGAUUAUUCAAAAACAUCGGAUCACUGUAUUCAUGAUAUUGGACAUAUAAAUGCUUGGGAUGUUGAGAAAAUUUUAAGAAAAAAUCAUUCUAAAGACGAUGAUGACGAUAUCAUAGAUGAACCAACAUUCGCAAAGAUGCUUGAUUCCGUCGGAUCAAGUCUACCAUUUCCUUACAAUGUCCACUUCAUCGAUCUAUUAGUAACCUUUUCUUAUAUCAAAGAAAAAUUUGAUGCAGAAUUAAUCGAUAAAAUGCAACAAGUCAUGAAAUCGUUUGAAAACUCCCAGGAUACGAUGUUUCAAAAAUUGAUCAAAUUUCUGCAUGUCAAAGAUGAUGAGCUGAUUCCUCUAUUGAUUCCAGAUAUUCUACUUUUAAAAUUGAACAUGGUCGACAUGUUAACUGAUUAUUACUCGAAGAAGAAUGAUUUUUCCUCCGUUGUUUCCAUUUGUUCCUCUUUCCUGCCGAAGAUUGUGGUACCUUGCAUCAGUUUCACCAUUAACGAUUACAUAGCCAGACUUCUGUUUAAACUCAUCAAGGCCAAAAACUCCUUCCUCAAUUUAAAACCUUCGUUUCCUGAGUUUGAUUCAAAAGAAAUCCAAGAGAAGAUGGUUAGACCAAUGCUGACCUGUAGAACACCUUCACCUGUUAGAACAAAAACCAUUUCAAAUAAAAUAAAUGCUCCAAAAAGAGAAGCUAACUACAAAAUGGAAGAGCUACGUGAUUAUGCGAAAAGUUUACACACAAUUAAUCCACCUAAAAAACAAAUACCUAAAAGAGUAACCAGAAACUCUGCAAGACAUAGUUCUAUCUCAAGUGACAAAGCUAGUUCUACUGACUCUGAUAUUAUCAUAUUGGCCGAGAACAUCAAACCUCCUUCAUCUGCUCGGAAGGCUCGCACCUCAUCCAAAAACAAAAUCGUCCCAAUCUUGCGUUACAACGGGGCAACUAAAAAUGAACAAUCCGAACCCUUGGCAAUAUCAAACAGUCUCUCAGCUCCAAGUAAAAGUUCUGCCUGUCCAAUCGAUAGUCUAACCGAAGCAAUUGACUGUAUUACAAUAGAUGAUCAAACUGUUGAUGGAGACGUAUUUGUUUCUCAUUCAAAUUUGAUUUCAGAAGUUACCGCUGCAUCAUCAAAGAUUAACACAAAUAUUAACAGUCUAAAAAAUCUAUCAGUUUAUUACUGUAACCAUCCACCAAUCGAUAUAUAUCCUGAUCUUAAUUACCAGCUAUUUCAACUUUAUUCCUCUUCGAAGAGACCGAAUUUAAAUGCAGCAUCAUAUCAUCUACACGAAUCAUCUAACUCUUCUAUGAUUCGAUAUCGAGCUUUAUUUACUAACGAGAAUAAAAAACGGUUGAAGGUACCCAUGGAGUUAUCUUUGGACAACAUUAUCUUUGAUCCUAUCAAAGAUAUCAAUUUCCAAAAUUUUCAUAAAAAAACACAAAUAAUACCAGAAAAUUGGCGAAUUUUGCAAAUUUUUUCUAUUCCAAACAACAAGAGUGACAAAGGUAUUCCUGACCUUCUAUUAAGUAGAUGGCAAAAGAAUAAGAAAACUGUGAUGAUAAAAAUAAAAGGAAACCCAGAUAAAUUUACUAGAAAUUUCAUGGAUGAAUUCUAUGAGAUUAUUCAAUUAUCCAAUGCUUCAAUAAGAAAACAAGAUAGCCAAACAUUUUGGUCUGCUAGAACAGCGCUAGAUCAACGUCUAAAUAUGCUUCUUCAAAGUGUUGCCGAUGCCUGGUUAGGACCAUUCAAAUCUCUCUUUAUGGGAGAUGUUCAAGAUUCAAAAAUGCAGAAACUCCGAGCUGCUAUCAAGAAGAGUGUUUACGAAUUUUUUGAUCCUGACCUUUGUUGUGAUGAAGCUCUUUUGGAAUGCAUAAUCGAAUCUUUCCCAAUUUUAACCGCUCAUCAAUUCGAAACAGCAAUGUGUCUAUUAUUCAAUCAAUUUUCAUUUACGAUUUUAGAAGAAUGUUAUCAUAAUUGCAUGGAAGUUUUUGAAAAAUUCUAUCCUGAUGAUGAGAAAAAAGAUUUACUACAGAACCUUAAUUUUGGACCAAUUGGAUUAAUUGUGAACAAGCAACUCGAAGGAUUCCCUUUUGAAUCACUCCCUAACGUUAUUUCAACCAAGCAACAAAUUUUCCGAAUUCCUUCAUUAAGGUUCCUCACUGCAUUGCUGGAAACUCAUUUAAAAACCGAAAAAUUAUACACCCAAGGAAUUAAUUCAUCCAACGCUUAUUAUUUAUUGAAUCCAACUAAUAAUCUAAUGAAAACAGAGAAUCGUUUUAAAGAUAAAUUUAUCUCUCAAAAAAGUUGGAAAGGAUGUAUAAGUCAACCACCUGAUUGGAAAGAUUUGAAAGACUCGCUAACAAAAAGGGAUUUGUACAUCUUUUUUGGUCAUGGUGCAGGCUCGAGAUACUUUAAAUCGAUCCCUGAUGGAAUUGAUUCAGUAACUUUGAGAACGGCAGCAUUAGUCGUUGGUUGUUGUAGUGGUAAAUUAUUUCUCGAUGGCUCUAUGUUUGACAGCUUUGGUAUGCCUUAUCGCUUCAUGAUAAAUGGUUGUCCGACUUACGUUGGAGUUCUUUGGGAUGUAACUGAUGGUGAUAUUGAUCGAUUUGCUGAUAAGUUACUCACUCUUUGGUUACCUAAUUGGCCAGAAAACGAAAAGAAAGAGACAGAAGAAAAGAAAGCAAAAUUCCGGGCUUUAUCGGAAGCUCUUCUUAAUGCAAGAGCUGCUUGUAGAUUCACUUGCUUAACUGGAGCCGCUCCAGUUAUUUAUGGUCUUCCAAUUGCUCUCAAAAAAUAAAUUUCAUAGAUUUAUAAUAGUUCUGAGCCAACCAUUUCGUUUAACGUUGUAAAUGUACAAAAGUAAUGUUUGUGAAUUAUAUUGAUUAAUAUUAGCUAUUUGUAUUUUCAAAAUAAAAUUUCGCACAAAUUAA